Molecule: messenger RNA, 1469 nt
Organism: Athene cunicularia (burrowing owl)
Lineage: Eukaryota; Metazoa; Chordata; Aves; Strigiformes; Strigidae
Gene: SLC37A4
Product: solute carrier family 37 member 4
Exons: 8
Coding region: 158-1258 (366 amino acids)
Biological process (GO): glucose-6-phosphate transport; phosphate ion transmembrane transport
Cellular component (GO): endoplasmic reticulum membrane
Molecular function (GO): glucose 6-phosphate:phosphate antiporter activity
Source: RefSeq, a predicted model, not a curated record
GGGGGCCGUGCCGCCAGGCUGAGGCGCGCCCCGGGCUCUGCCCGCCGCAGGUCUCGUCACCAGCAGCCAGUCCGCGGCCUACGCCAUCAGCAAGUUCGUCAGCGGGGUCCUCUCCGACCGGCUCAGCGCCCGCUGGCUCUUCUCCGCCGGCCUCCUGAUGGUGGGCCUGGUCAACGUGGUCUUCUCCUGGAGCUCCACCGUCGCCGCCUUUGCCGGGCUCUGGUUCCUCAACGGCCUGGCCCAGGGGCUGGGCUGGCCACCCUGCGGGAAGAUCCUGCGAAAGUGGUUUGAGCCCUCCCAGUUUGGGACUUGGUGGGCAAUCCUGUCUACCAGCAUGAACUUGGCAGGAGGCCUAGGCCCUAUUGUCGCUGCUCUCGUGUCUCUGAACUACGACUGGCGCAUGACUUUGUCCUUCUCUGGCUUCAUCUGUGUGGUUGUCUCUGUUGCCUGCCUCGUCCUGAUUAAGAACGAGCCAUCAGAUGUUGGGCUACCCAACAUCGAUCAAGGACCCAAGAAAGGGAAGAGAGGUUCCUCCAGUGACAACAGUACUUUGAGAGAGCUGCUGCUCUCACCAUACCUCUGGGUGCUCUCCACAGGCUACCUGGUCGUUUUUGGAGUGAAAACAUGCUGUACCGACUGGGGACAGCUCUUCCUGAUCCAGGAGAGGGGACAAUCCGUGCUUGUGGGUAGCUCCUACAUGAGUGCAUUGGAGAUCGGGGGUCUGGUGGGAAGCAUUGCUGCUGGAUACCUUUCUGACAGAGCCGUAGCCAGGGUUGGCCUCUCGAGUUACGGGAACCCUCGGCACGCGCUGCUGCUGUCCAUGAUGGCUGGGAUGUCAGUGUCCAUGUUCCUCUUCCGUGUCACAGUCACCAGCAAUUCCCCCAAGGAAAAUCACUUCUGGACUGUAGCCUUGCAACCUCUAGCUGAUCUCACAGGCCUAACAGAACAUGAGCUGUGGAUCCUGACUCUGGGAGGUGUGUUUGGGUUCUCCUCGUACGGGCCGAUCGCCCUGUUUGGGGUUAUAGCCAACGAAAGUGCCCCUGCCAACCUGUGUGGCACCUCCCACGCCAUCGUGGCCCUCAUGGCCAACAUUGGGGGUUUUCUGGCCGGACUGCCCUUCAGUACCAUCGCCAAACACUACAGCUGGGCCACAGCCUUCUGGGUAGCCGAGAUCACCUGCACCAGUAGCACGGUGGCUUUCUUCUUCCUGCGGAACAUCCGCACCAAGAUGGGACGGGUUCCCAGGAAGGCUGACUGAGGACGAGCUGCUCGGUGAAGAGGACGCUCCUGUGCCAACGUGAAUGACGCUUGGUUUUCGUUUAACUGGCCUAGGAAUGAGGUUUACCUAUUGCUGCAACCUAGAUAAAAACGUCUCGAUUUCUCACCCACUGCCGGGUGCCUGAGGGCACGAGGUUCCUGCUACCGACCCCUUUUCCCCUCAAGAUGUGAUUAAUUCAGCUCGUUUACAU